Molecule: messenger RNA, 1578 nt
Organism: Closterium sp. Yama58-4
Lineage: Eukaryota; Viridiplantae; Streptophyta; Zygnematophyceae; Desmidiales; Closteriaceae
Source: the annotation of a GenBank genome assembly
AUGCGAGGAAAAGCUCAGGCUAGCCAGGGCGACUCGUUCCUGCAUGAAGCGAUUGCGAGUGCCAACGAGAAGGCGGGAAGUACCGUCAAGGUGGUGCUGUCUGCUGACGUGACACUCACGUCAAACCUCCCCCAGCUCGAGUACAACGCCAUUCUUCACAUCCAAGGCAAAUGCGGAGACAAGCGAUGCGUCAUCAAGGGCAACGGCUUUAAAGGCUUCAACUGCGAUCCCGGCGCCGCGCUGCAGCUCGAGGACCUCCACAUCGAAGGCUUUACCGGCGGCGCGAUCAUCGGCGAAUGCAGCGGCGUGGGCCUCGCAAAACCGCUCAUUGCUCGUCGUGUAACCUUCCGUGGUAACAGCAACAAGCGAGGUGGAGCGAUUUCGCAGGAGCUCGCGACGAUCCAGAUCUCGGAAUGUCUUUUUGAGAACAACCAGGCGUCGUUGGAUGGCGGCGCGAUCUCGCUGCUGCGAAGCGGGUUUCUCGCGAUUUUCAACUCGACGUUCGUGAAUAACGUGGCUACCGGCGGAUAUGGCGGCGCGGUGGCCGGUCAGGUUAACUACGUGCAGAGGAGCCGGUUCGAGGGGAACUCGGCGAAACUAGACGGUGGCGCGAUCUACUCGACCGCGAUCGCCGGGCAGGCGCCUAAUAUAAUGCGGACGUCGUUUAAGGCGAAUGUCGCGAGGACGGGUGGCGGUGGUGCGCUGUUCUUGGGUGUGGAGGGUGGUGGGAGCGCGGAGCUGGUAACCCGUGUGUGCUAUUCGUCGUUUGCGAAAAACAGUGCUGUUUCGCCAACGGCUAGCGACGAUAUUCUUGUGGAUGGCGUGGAGGGCGGAGGGAACGUGCUACAGCUGUGUGGUAACCAGAAGCCGGAUAUGGUGGCUCAGCAACCCAACGCCCAAGUGGUCCAGUCGUGCAAGGGGUGCUCUGGCUGCGGCGACGGAAACGACUGCAACGGCAAGGGCAAAUGCAUCUACGAUAGGGUGGAUGGGACUCCCUCGUGCAAGUGCCAAGGGAGCUACUCCAAAGCCGCCUCUUGUGCUACAUGCGAGCUCGGCUACAGCCUCGCCUCGGGCUGCACACUCUGCAUGGCGGGUUUCAUUCCUGUCACCACCACCUCGUCUCGCUCCUCCCGCUCCUCCGCCGCGCUUGCAAAGAACGGAGCCGCUACUAACGCGGCUGUGAAGUGCAAGACGUGUCCGGCCCUGAAGGCGAUUAGUGACCUGGACGUGUACCGGAUUAUUGGCGGUGCGCGUGUGUCGACCCAGGCUGCGUGCGCGGACAUGUGUGCGUCGAGCCGGAAGAUUCAAACAUACGAGGGGGAUAAGCUGUCUUGCGAGAGCUGGGUGUGGAUUCCCAAGGGCUCGCCUGCUGCUGCUAAGAGCAAGAGCAGCAAGAGCAGUGGCAGCGGCGGCGGGGGAGGGAGGAAGAAAGUGGCGGAGUGGGAGGGUGAGUGUGGGGGUUUCUGUGUGAUGCGGCAUACGGACGGAGCGUGCAGUAAUGGAACUGCUGUUCUGAGGAAUGCAAAUGGGUACUCGUACUAUGUCGGGUCGUUCGAUGAUGGCAGCUGCCAGGCGUGA